Messenger RNA from Cyprinodon tularosa, 3251 nucleotides. RefSeq names its product NLR family CARD domain-containing protein 3-like. Gene Ontology annotation, molecular function: protein binding. The record is from RefSeq and is a predicted model, not a curated record. The transcript is spliced from 7 exons. Lineage: Eukaryota; Metazoa; Chordata; Actinopteri; Cyprinodontiformes; Cyprinodontidae. The coding region runs from base 62 to 3016 and encodes 984 amino acids.
CCUGCAUAAACUCGAGGUUUCUACUGGUCUGCUUGCGCAACCCCAGGCGGACUUCAUAUCUAUGUUCCAGCAGCUGAAGAAAAACCUUUUUAAAUUUGUGAAUAACGAGCUGAACAAGAUCCAGAAGGUUCUGUCUCCAGAUGACCCAGAAGGCUUAGAAGUUCUUAGGAAGGAUGAGGAUUGUUUAGAUGGUGUGAAUGAAGAACAGUGGAAGAGCAGCAGAGAUGCUCUUGUGAAGAUCACUCUGAACUUCUUGAGUGGGAUGAAGCAGGAGGAGCUGGCUGAACGUCUGCAGAAAAAUCUUAUUGCUGCAUCCUGUCAACAAAAACUAAAAUCUUCUCUGAAGAAGUUCCAGUAUCAGUCUGAGGGGAUCGCUAAAGCAGGAAGUCCAAGCCUUCUGAACCAGAUCUACACAGAGCUCUACAUCACAGAGGGAGGGACUGGAGAGGUCAAUGAGGAACAUGAGAUCAGACAGAUUGAAACAGCAUCCAGGAAACCAAACAGACCAGAAACAACAAUCAGACAAGAAGACCUCUUUAAAGUCCCACCUGGAAGAGAUCAACCAAUCAGAGCAGUGUUGACACAGGGAGUGGCUGGCAUUGGGAAAACAGUCUUAACACAGAAGUUCACUCUGGACUGGGCUGAAGGCAAAGCCCACCAGAACAUCCAGUUCAUAUUUCCAUUCACCUUCAGAGAGCUGAAUGUGCUGAAAGAGAAAAAGUUCAGCUUGGUGGAACUUGUUCAUCACUUCUUCACUGAAACCAAAGAAAUCAGCAGCUUUGAAGAUUAUCAGGUUCUGAUCAUCUUGGACGGUCUGGAUGAGAGUCGACUUCCUCUGGACUUCACCAACAAGGAGAUCCUGACUGAUGUUACAGAGUCCACCUCAGUGGAUGUUCUGCUGACGAACCUCAUCAGGGGGAAACUGCUUCCCUCUGCUCUCCUCUGGAUAACCACACGACCUGCAGCAGCCAAUCAGAUCCCUCCUCAGUGUGUUGACAUGGUGACAGAGGUCAGAGGGUUCACUAACCGACAGAAGGUGGAGUACUUCAGGAAGAGAUUCAGGGACAGAAAACGGGUCAGAAGGAUCAUCUCCCACAUCAAGACAUCUAGAAGUCUCCACAUCAUGUGUCGCAUCCCAGUCUUCUGCUGGAUCUCUGCUACGGUUCUGGAGGAUCUGUUAAAGACACAGAACCAAGGAGAGCUUCCCAACACCCUGACUGAGAUGUACAUCCACUUCCUGGUGGUUCAGACCAAAGUGAAGAAGGUUACGUAUGAUGGAGGAGCUGAAACGGAUCAACUCUGGAGUCCAGAGAGCAGGAAGAUGAUCGAGUCUCUGGGAAAACUGGCUUUUGAUCAGCUGCAGAAAGGAAACCUGAUCUUCUAUGAAUCAGACCUGACAGAGUGUGGCAUCGAUAUCAGAGCAGCCUCAGUUUACUCAGGGGUGUUCACACAGAUCUUUAAAGAGGAGAGAGGGCUGUACCAGGAGAAGGUGUUCUGCUUCGUCCAUCUGAGUGUUCAGGAGUUUCUGGCUGCUCUUCAUGUCCAUCUGACCUUCAUCAAGGAUGGAGUCAACCUGUUGGUAGAACCAAGAUCUGUUGACAAGUCAACACGUUUUUAUCAGAGUGCUGUGGACCAAGCCUUAAAAAGUCCAAAUGGAAACCUGGAUGUGUUCCUCCGCUUUCUUUUGGGUCUCUCCCUGGAGACCAACCAGAGACUACUAAAAGGUCUGCUGACACAGACAGGAAGUAGCUCACUGACCAAUCAGGGAAUACUUCAGUACAUCAAGAAGAAGAUCAAUGAGAAUCUGUCUGCAGAAAAAAGCAUCAACCUGUUCCACUGUCUGAAUGAACUGAAUGAUCGUUCUCUGGUCCAGGAGAUCCAACAGUCUCUGAGAUCAGGAAGUCUUUCCACAGAUAAACUGUCUCCUGCUCAGUGGUCAGCUCUGGUGUCCAUCUUAAUCACAUCAGGAGAAGAUCUGGAUGUGUUUGACCUCAAGAAAUACUCUGCUUCAGAGGAGGCUUUUCGCAUGCUGCUACCAGUGGUCAAAAUGGCCAGUAAAGUGCAGUUGAGUGGCUGUAACCUCUCAGAAAGAAGUUGUAAAGUUUCAAUGUCAGUUCUACGGUGCCAACUUUCUAAUCUGGUACAUCUGGACCUGAGUAACAACGACCUACACGAUUCAGGGGUGAAACUCUUGUCUUUUGGGCUGUUGGGUCCACAGUGCAGACUGGAAACUCUUGGAUUGUCAGGAUGUCUGAUCACAGAGGAAGGCUGUGCUUGUCUUGCAUCAGUUCUAAAAGCCAAUCCUUCUCCUCUGAAACACCUGGACCUGAGCUACAAUCACCCUGGAGAGAGAGGAUUUAGGAGCCUAUCAUCCAUAAAAAACCACAGUGAAAUACUCUACUCUCAUUUCAGAUUGGAACCUGCUGGUGUUCAGUGGUUGAAACCAGGGCUGAGAAAAUAUUCCUGUCAGCUCACCAUCGACACAAACACUGUGAACAAACACCUCAAACUGUCUGAAGACAACAGGAAGGUGACACGUGUGUGGGAGGCUUGUAUGUAUCCUGAUCAUCCAGACAGAUUUGACGUCAGUCCUCAGCUUCUGUGUGAGACUCCUCUGACUGGUCGCUGUUACUGGGAGGUAGAGUUGAGAGGAGACGUCAGCCUUGGUGUAGCUGGAAAAAGAAUCGGAAGAAAAGGAAAUGAUGAGAGCUGUGUGUUUGGAGAGAACGAUCUGUCAUGGUGUCUGAACUGCUCAGAGGAAGGUUAUUCUGUCUGUUCAAAUGACAUAGUGACUCCCCUCUCCUACUGUUCCAACUCCUGCCUCAUGUCUGACAAAGUGGGGGUCUAUGUGGAUUAUCCUGCUGGUACUUUGUCCUUCUACAGAGUCUCUUCUGACUCUCCGAUUCACAUUUACACCUUCAGCACCACAUUCACCGAGCCUCUGUUUGCUGGCUUUAGGCUCAGCCAUCAAUUUAAGCCAGGGUUUAAAUCCGUUUCCUCAGUCUCCUUGUGUUGAGUAUAAAGGCAAUCCAGCAUUAUUGAUAACUACUAUAAAAUACCUGGCAGGAAUUUUGUUCUUCACGUUCUUCUUUGUAAAUAAAUGAAGCAGAGUUUCAGAAUGCUGAAACACAGACUUCUUCCUGCUCUGAUCUGCUCUGCAUUUAAGCAGGACUCUGCAUCAGCCACAGCUUGGAGGGUCUGACUUUUUAUUUAUGAAUAAUAACUAACAAAAAUACAGAGGAGGAACUUCC